This is a messenger RNA of Vitis vinifera (wine grape), 1400 nucleotides long. RefSeq lists its product as uncharacterized. The record is from RefSeq and is a predicted model, not a curated record. Lineage: Eukaryota; Viridiplantae; Streptophyta; Magnoliopsida; Vitales; Vitaceae. The transcript has 3 exons. The coding region runs from base 1 to 1356 and encodes 451 amino acids.
AUGGCUUCCCUGGUGGUGGUGGCAAUGGCUUUGCUAGUGGUGGGGUUGAUCAGUUGGGCACCAAUGAGAGCAGCAGCAUGGGUGAUGGUGUUAGGGAGUUUUUCUCUAGGUGAACCCGCCACUGAAGGAACCAGGGCAAUAUUGCGCAUCGUGCAAGCCCGUUUGCACUGCACCGCCGCCCCCACCGCCUCUCCACCACCGCCACCGCCCAAAAGGCGUCGUUCACCUCCUCCUGCUUCUCAUCUUACACCUCCUCCUCCACCUUCUACUUCCACUCUUCAUCCUCCCCCUCCGCCCUCUACUUCCACUACCACGCCUCUCCCAUCCCCGCCUCCUGCUCCUAUCUCCACCACACCUCUUCCCUCACCGCCACCUCCUACUCCUAUUUCCACUACACCUAUUCCAUCUCCGCCACCCCCUGCUUCACCUCAGCCAUCUUCCUCAGGACCAAAGAGAGUCAAGUGCAAGAACAAGUACUACACUCACUGCUAUGGCAUGGAGCUCAACUGUCCUAGUACCUGUCCGGAUCGAUGUGAGGUUGACUGUGUCACCUGCAGUCCUGUUUGCAAUUGCAAUAAGCCAGGGGCAGUAUGCCAAGACCCACGAUUCAUAGGAGGAGAUGGAAUCACCUUCUACUUCCAUGGCAAAAAAGACAGAGACUUCUGCCUUGUGUCUGAUUCCAAUCUACACAUCAAUGCCCAUUUCAUAGGCAAGCGCAACCAAAACAUGAAGAGAGAUUUCACUUGGGUGCAGUCCUUAGGAAUCCUCUUUGACACCCACCAACUCUUCAUUGGUGCUAAGAAGACAGCAACUUGGGACGACUCUGUGGAUCGACUUGCACUUGUCUUUGAUGGAGAACCAAUCUUCCUUCCAGAUGAGGAAGGCGUAAAGUGGCAGCCUGAAAUGUCACCUGAAGAUGUUUCUGUCACAAGAACCCAAAACACUAAUGCUGUGGAGAUUGAAGUGGAAGGGAACUUCAUGAUCAAAGCAUCUGUAGUCCCUAUCACAGAGAAAGAAUCACGAGUACAUAACUAUGACAUAACUGCGGAGGACUGCUUUGCUCACCUUGACUUGAGCUUCAAGUUCUACUCAUUGAGCGGCAAUGUUAGUGGUGUUCUAGGCCAGACAUAUGGUAGCAAAUACGUGAGCAGGGUUAAGAUGGGGGUGGCUAUGCCUAUUUUGGGUGGUGAAAAGGAAUUUGCCUCGUCUGGUCUCUUUACCACCGACUGCGCUGUUGCUCGAUUCAGUGGCCGUUUACCCAGUGGUGAUGAUGCAUAUUCUUUGGAGAAGUUUGAGUAUGCUAACCUAAACUGUGUCAGCGGAAUCGAUGGUCGUGGAGUGGUUUGCAAGAGAUAAACCUAAUCUAAUCUGUCUCCUCCAUUUCUAAACAGCUUCACAAA